AGGCAAGUAUUGUGCGACUGGAGUACUGACUGAGAUGGCUGCGCCCGCGGUGCAUGGGCGAUAUUUUACGCUGUGUAUUAUUUUGCUUUGUGGGUUUUAUAUCCCCUGUGUCUCGGCGCUGAUAGAGGGACUAUAUUGUGGCACUGAGAUAUGCUACGAUGUGCUUAGCGUAGGCAGACAAUCGACCAAGUCUGAAAUAGCUCGUGCUUACAGACAGCUGGCCAGAAAGUAUCACCCAGACAGAUUCCGAGUUGGAGAUCCAAGUCUUGCCGGCGAAACUCGAGAAAGUGCACAUCAGAAAUUUCUGCUAAUUGCGACUGCAUACGAGACCCUAAAGGAUGAAGAAUCCCGGAAAGACUAUGACUACAUGCUUGACCACCCAGAGGAAUACUAUAGUCAUUAUUAUGCAUACUACAAGAGAAGGUUGGCACCUAAGGUGGACGUGCGAAUUGUAAUUCUGGUUACUGUGUGUGCCAUCUCAGUGUUUCAGUUUUACAGCUGGCAUAGCAGCUACAACGAAGCCAUCAACUACUUAGCAACAGUGCCCAAGUAUCGGAUUCAGGCCACAGAGAUGGCCAAGCAACAGGGGCUCCUAAACAGGACUAAAGAGAAGGGCAAGAACCGUCGAUCCAAGGAAGAGAUCCGGGAGCAGGAGGAAGAGAUCAUCCGAGACAUCAUCAAGAACAAGAUUGACAUCAAGGGGGGCUACCAGAAACCCAACAUCUCGGAUAUCCUGCUGUGCAAGAUCAUCCUGUUUCCCUACCACCUGUGUCUCUACGUGAUCUGGUACUGCUCGUGGAUAUACAAAUUCACCAUUUGCAGGGAGGAGUAUGGCGACGAGGAGAAGCUCUACAUCAUCCGCAAGUACAUGAAGAUGCCUCUGUCUCAGUUUGAUAGUCUGGACGAUGGCCUGAAAAACACCUUCCUAGAGAGGCAGCUCUGGAUCAAGGAGAACUAUGAGGUGUACAAAGAGGAGCAAGAAGAGGAGAUGAAGAUGAAAAUGGCCCUUGAUCCCAGGAUGAAAAGGUACAGGCGGUGGAUGAAGAAUGAAGGACCCGGCCGACUAACUUUCAUUGAUGAUUGAAUACACAUACACAUGACACUGUGCACUCAUGCCAUUAUGUACAGGUACUCACACUUUGUGUGUGUGUAUAUAUAUAUAUACAGAGAGACAGACAUUUCUCUGCAAAUACAUGUACAGAUGAUUGGCGAUGCCUGUUUAUAUCAAGAAUUAUUUUCAUAACGUAUUGGACUGUAGUGUUAAGGGUAAAACAACAAAAGAAACAAAGUCUUGUGGCAUCUCAGCUAUUUACAUGUGAGGCCUUUUGAAAUGAUUAUGGGAAGAAACUAGGACACUUUUGAAACCUGGGAGGAUGGUGCACCAAAGCCUGCCUGUAGGGACUCUGUGUGUCCCCAAGGGUGUACACAGUGUUGUUUGGUCUGUUGUAUCUGCUAUCAUUAACGGUUACACGUCUUUUUAUUCAUUUUGCCCAUGCCUUUGUUUGAGGUGGGUCACAAUGUAAGACAUUCUUGUGUUUGCAUUAUACCUCGACAUUGUUGGAUUUGAUCGCCAGAUGUAAUCCGUAACACACUUAUCUUCCUGUUACAUUACUACUACAACUACUUAACAGUAGUCUAGUUAGGAAAUCUGUCUUAAAAAAAAUUAAGAUUUAGCUAGGUAACAUUAAUCUUAAAACAGUGCAAAAAUGGAGGGGCACCAUAGCCUGAAUGCCUGCCCUGUGGCUGAUAGUGGACAAAAGUCCCAUAAAACAAAAAUGUAUAGAAAGGAAGCAGUCACAAGCUUUGUUCGAAUCAUCAUAUAUGUCCAGUUUACUAUUACCAGCUUUAAAUCAAAUUAGACACAAGGAGUAAUAAAUCAUUUUCUUUUAAGUGUUUAAAAUGCCUUUAUUUAUUUGUUAAAUUAGUGUCUAUGUAUGACAUUUGAAUUCUGGGUUAUGUAGUGGCAUGGUUCAAUGAAAUCUGACCUCCAUACACAAUGCUGUAUGUGUAAGUUAUGUAUGUAUUGCAAUAAAAUAAAGAGGUUUUGAUACAGCA
Molecule: messenger RNA, 2055 nt
Organism: Osmerus eperlanus (European smelt)
Lineage: Eukaryota; Metazoa; Chordata; Actinopteri; Osmeriformes; Osmeridae
Gene: dnajc25
Product: DnaJ (Hsp40) homolog, subfamily C, member 25
Exons: 4
Coding region: 35-1084 (349 amino acids)
Biological process (GO): protein folding
Cellular component (GO): endoplasmic reticulum membrane
Source: RefSeq, a predicted model, not a curated record